Delphinapterus leucas (beluga whale) is the source of this 1503-nucleotide messenger RNA. It is a transcript of the gene CLUL1, whose product is annotated as clusterin like 1. Gene Ontology annotation, cellular component: nucleus. Lineage: Eukaryota; Metazoa; Chordata; Mammalia; Artiodactyla; Monodontidae. The record is from RefSeq and is a predicted model, not a curated record. Gene Ontology annotation, molecular function: misfolded protein binding.
GGAAAAUAACUUGGGCAAACAUCUUAUUGCUUCAGCUGCCUGCUGCUUGGAGGAUGUGCAAGUCUUAAAAUGACCUUGAUUAGCAAAGGCAGUCACAACGGAAACAUGAAGCUGCCACUCUUGGUGUUUAUUGUGUAUCUGCUGUGGUUGAAAGAUUGUCACUGUGCACCUAUGUGGAAGGACAAAACUGCUAUCCAUGGAGGCCUGAAGGGUUUUUCCAAGGCUGGGGAGAUAGAUAUAGAUGAAGAGGUGAAGAAGGCUUUGACUGGCAUGAAGCAAAUGAAAAUCCUGAUGGAAAGAAGAGAGGAGGAACAUAGCAACCUAAUGAGAACCCUGAAGAAAUGCAGAGAAGAAAAGCAGGAGGCUCUGAAACUUAUGAAUGAAGUUCAAGAACAUCUAGAAGAGGAAGAAAGGCUAUGCCAGGUGUCUUUGACAGGUUCCUGGGAUGAAUGCAAAUCUUGCCUGGAAAGUAACUGCAUGAGAUUUUAUACAACCUGCCAAAACAGUUGGUCCUCUAUGAAAAACAAGCUUGAACAUUUUUUCAGGAAGAUAUAUCAGUUUCUGUUUCCUUUCCAUGAAGAUAAUGAAAAAGACCUUCCCAUCGGUGAGAAGUUCGUUGAGGAAGAUGCACAACUGACCCAGAUAGAGAACAUGUUCAGCCAACUGACUGUGGAUGUGGGAUUUCUCUAUAACAGGAGUUUUGACGUCUUCAAACAGAUGCAGCAAGAAUUUGACCAGGCUUUUCAAUCAUAUUUCACGUCAGAUACAGACUUCAUGGAGCCUUACUUUUUUCCAGCUUUUUCCAAAGAGCCAGCAAAAAAAGCACAUCCUGUGCAAAGCUGGGACAUUCCCAGCUUCUUCCAGCUGUUUUGUAAUUUCAGUCUCUCUAUUUAUCAAAGUGUCAGUGCAACAGUUACUGAGAUGCUGAAGGCAAUCGAGGAUUUAUCAAAACAAGAUAAAGACUCCGCCCACGGCGGCCUGAGUAGGACGGCAUUGCCCGUGCGGGGCCGAGGGCUGUGCGGAGAGCUUCGCCAGAACUCGUCGGAAUGUUUCCAAUUUCACGCAAGAUGCCAAAAAUGUCAGGAUUACCUACGGGAAGACUGUCCUGAUGUUCCUAAACUAUACACAAAAGUAGAUGAGGCCCUUGAGUUGGUCAACAUAUCCAAUCAGCAGUAUGCCCAGGUUCUCCAGAUGACCCAGCAUCACUUGGAGGACACUACAUACCUGAUGGAGAAGAUGAGAGAACAGUUUGGCUGGGUGACAGAACUGGCAAACCAGACCCUAGGAACCAAGAACAUCUUCAAUUUCAUAAAGGUAGUUCCAGGUGUUCAUGAAGGAAAUUUUUCCAAACGAGAUGUAACGAUGACAGAGGUAAGCAUUCUGCCUUCCCCUAAUUUCACACUCACCAUCCCUCAUGAAGAAAGUGCUGAGAGUUCUAACUUCAUUAGCUACAUGCUGGCCAAAGUUGUACAGCAGUUUAAGGAACAUUUUAAAUCUUGGUAA